AAAUGUUCUGAGCAUUUGAGCAAUACCUUGACCAAGAGUAUACCGAAAACCCCUUUUAUGAAAUGAACCUACAGCCUGAGCAUAAAAAUACUCCUACAAAGGUAGAACCUAAACAUCGAAUCAAAGGAUUUUCACCUCAAGAAAUCGAAACUGAGCUCCAAAUGACAAAUAUCCGCACCUCAACACCUCCUAAAGCAGAAGAAAAUGUCUUAAAGACUCCUAAAACACCUGAAGAAUUACCAAAUACUCCUCUAAAAAAUCACAAUAAUCUCCAGCAGUCAAACCAAAUUAUUAAAAAUAAAGAUCUGAACAAUUUAGAAGACGAUUUCAGCUUCAAAGCUGAUUUCAUAGAGACCCAAGAAGACCUAGACAUGUCUUCUAUCAGGAAGCAUAGCCCUAUCACUCGUCUAGAGAAAACCCCUAGGGCAAUUAUUCAUGAAAUAUCUCAACAAGAUCCUGUCGAUCACCAGACGCCGAAGAAGAAGGCUAAAGCAAAGAAGAAAAAGAGGAAUAAUUUAAAAUAUUUAAAUAAUUUUCAAAACUGGCAAAAACAAAAAGAUCUCAAACUAGAUAUUGCCAGGAAGUACAACAGAAUGAAGGAAAUGGAGGAAAUCAAACCUUUCAGAUGUAAAAGCACGAAUAAGCUUCCUCUGGGAUAUGUUAACCCUAUUGAAAAACUAAAACUUGAUAGAGAUAAGAAACUCUCGAAUAAAAGGCUUGUGAAUAAACCACCAAUCGGCAAGCCAGAGAUUAAUAAAUAAGUCAAGAAGACUUGCUAAAAAGAUACAUCCAAAUGGAACUAAAAUAUGGGAGAGAAUGUAUUCAUAUAGUCAAAAAAAUCUUCAUUCGAAUUUAUCCUUCAAUCUGAGUAAGGAUAGCUCUGAAAACAACAUACUCCAAUUCACAAAGCCCAGCAGAAACAAUUCUCACAGUAGAAAUAGAAAAGAAAAGCUCCAAGGAGCGUGAAACAGGCUCUACAAUCAAGCCUUAAAGCAUCACAAAUACAUUGAUGAAAAGAUGAAAGAGAAAGGAACUCAAAAUGUCAGAUUUGUCAACAAGAGUUCAGAUCGAAUAGUUGGCAAAAUGGCUACUCGAAAGCCACUCUACUUUGUUCCAGAGGUGAAAGAAAACUCUAAUAAUAUUCCUGAUUUGCCAGUAAAAGAUCUCAAGAACUUACCUCUCCCAAGCAAUGAAUUCAUGGAUCGUAACUAUAACAUUCAUCUCAGAAAACUUAAGGAAAUGCAAGAAAUAGAAGAGAAUAAACUGACAGAACUUUACUCUGAGACUGGAUUCAUCCCGAUAAUAGACAAAAAGUCCAAACUCAUCACUGAAGACAGAGAAGCCAACUCACAAGAUAUUCACAAAUCUCUUUAUGAAGACUAUAAAUACAAAAGAGACAAACAAAAAGCUAUGGAGGCAGAUAAAUCUAAGAGAUUGAAUGAAGAAGAGUCUAUCCAAACGACAUUCCAUCCUUCAAUAACCCACUAUAACCAAGAGGAACACUAUAAAUAUGUUGAUCCUAAGAAAUAUCUUCAUUUGGAGAGGGACAAAAGCUACACUGAGAUAUACCACAGGGAGAAAAUGAUAGAGAGCAAAUCAAUGCAUACCCUUCAACCAAGUCUUUCUCACCAAAAGCUCCACAACCAAAUCAAAGGAUUAGGCAAUCAAGACCAAAUUGGUUCCAGGUGCAAUCUCAAGGGCUGCUUUAGUAAAGAAAACCUUGACAUUAAUGAACACCCUCCUUCAUCUCAGAUUGAUGACGGCUCUUCAGCUCAGUCUCUUAUCAUUAACGAAUCCAAAAGCAGCAACCAGACAUCCUUCCCAUCCACGACUCCCUUCCACCCCCAAACUCUCUUUCCCUCCCCUCUAAAAGACUCCUCACACUACCAAAUUCCAUCUCCUGAAUACAACAGUAGACAAGAAUACUCACAAUUUUUCGACAGUCUUCAGAAAAUGAGAGAUAAUAAAAAUGCUAAGCCUAGUAAUGAAGUAGAUGAAAAUAAAAAUGAUGGAGGGAAGUGUAUAAUUAACCCACCUCACCCCAACCAACCCAAAGCCAGCUCCAUACAGGCCACGGAAGCCCAAGCCCAAGACAAAGAGAACAACCAGUUAGAUCACGCCCCUGAAAUCAUCCAGUCAAUCGUACAAAUGGAAGACAACUUUGUAUCCUUCCUAGACCAUACUUAUGAAUAGAUCAUUGUCAAAGAGGGUUUAGGGCU
This is a messenger RNA of Moneuplotes crassus, 2219 nucleotides long. The record is from the annotation of a GenBank genome assembly. NCBI's taxonomy places the organism in Eukaryota, Ciliophora, Spirotrichea, Euplotida, Euplotidae.